Messenger RNA from Gongylonema pulchrum, 564 nucleotides. The record is from the annotation of a GenBank genome assembly. Lineage: Eukaryota; Metazoa; Nematoda; Chromadorea; Rhabditida; Gongylonematidae.
AUGACGGAUCGCGGAGGCCUUCAGCAGCAAGAGCGACAGCGAACAGUGCCGAGCUUGCGGCCGCCCAGUACAAUCGUCGCCCCCCGUAUACGAGCGCUCGAAUUUCCUCACCGGGGUGAGUUGGUUUUGCCGGCGUACAGCGCUAAACAGCGUGAUGCUCUAUAUGUGCCAGCCAAAACCAGUCUGCUUCGUUUAUGCGCGACCUCGAAUAUUGCUUUAAACAGGAGUCCGGAAAAUGUCCCGCGUCUGUGUGCCCAGAACCCGAAAUUCACCAACGGACAGCUAUUGAAGUGCGACUGUGGAACGUCGUUCAUAUCGACUUUGUGCGACAGAUGGGAGCUCAUUAUGCAAAUAUAUUCGUGGUAUGAAUAUUCGCAUUCGUGGUACAAAUAUUUUCGUAUGGAUAUGGAUAUACAAGUAUAUUCGUAUAGACAUUCGUAUGGUGUGGAUAUUCGUAUUCGUGGAAGAAAUGCGCGGUUAGUUUUUAGUGCACGAUAUUUUUAUGCGUUUUGUGUAAAAAUGUACACUGUGGGGGCCUUGUCUGAGUCUCGGUGUAUGUUCUGA